This is a messenger RNA of Tachysurus vachellii, 2409 nucleotides long. RefSeq names its product heparan sulfate (glucosamine) 3-O-sulfotransferase 1 (gene hs3st1). Bases 310 to 1392 code for a protein of 360 amino acids. The record is from RefSeq and is a predicted model, not a curated record. NCBI's taxonomy places the organism in Eukaryota, Metazoa, Chordata, Actinopteri, Siluriformes, Bagridae. Gene Ontology annotation, molecular function: [heparan sulfate]-glucosamine 3-sulfotransferase activity. The transcript is spliced from 2 exons.
UCGAAACUUUCAGCCUGCACGAACGGGCACGAUUUAUUCGGAUUUGGCAUAAGACUGGGUAUCGAACACACGUCUGUGUGUGUGUGUGUGUGUGCGCGCGUGUGCGCGCGCGUGUGUGUUUUUACGGAAGAGAUCUAUCAGCGUGAAGCGAUGGCGUGUAUGUGUGUGUGUUGUAAUCGCGUGAGCAUUUCUUCACAUCUGAAGUCUACAGAUAUAUACAAAGCACCGCUUGUAUGCAGUGUGUGUGAAUGUGUGUGUGUGCGCUUUACUGGAUGAAGGGAUUCAAGGCAUCAGUCCUGCGCAAACCUCAUGGCGGCCGUAUUCGUCACAUUGCUCCUCUUUCUACCCCUUCCUCUGUCCGUUUCUUCACGUCCGUUUCCAGGGACACGUGCGACCAUCAGAGCGGACGAGAAUGCCAUCCAACAAAAUGGAGGCAGAAUUAGAAUCGACCAGUUCAGCAACAAUGUCGUCCAAAGAGAUGUGAACCAGAACACAGUUAACAUUAGUCAAAACAAAAAAAAUAAACAUGACCGUGAUAUCUGUUCAAGCGAAAAUUGCCAAAAAAAGAGUAGAACAGAGCAAAACACAAGCGAAACCAGUCAAAACGUCGGAAACUUUACACGUCAUCUACCAGAUAUCGUUAUCAUUGGUGUGAGGAAGGGUGGAACGAGAGCAUUGCUGGAGAUGCUGAGCCUUCACGACUCUGUCGCUGCAGCUCAAAGCGAGGUGCACUUCUUCGACUCGGAUGCUCGUUACCAGCGAGGAUUCGAGUGGUACACGUCGCAGAUGCCACUGGCUCGACCCGAUCAGCUGACUGUCGAAAAGACUCCGGCGUAUUUCACCUCCGUUGAUGCUCCGGACCGAAUCUUUCUCAUGAACCCUUCAGUCCGGCUCUUGCUGAUCGUUCGAGAUCCUGUGGAUCGAGUUCUGUCAGAUUACACGCAAGUCUUUCACAACCAGCUUCAAAAACACAAAAUUCCUCAACCUAUCGAGGACCUCCUGCUCAGAGACGGCGAGCUUAACCUCGGCUAUAAAGCCGUGAACAGAAGCGUGUAUCACCCGCACAUGCAGCGAUGGCUACGGGUUUUCCCACGUGACCACUUGCACAUAGUAGACGGUGACACGUUAAUCAGAGACCCAUUAACUGAAAUGAAAAAAGUCGAACAUUUCUUGCACCUCGAGCCACAAAUCUCAGAGGAAAACUUUUACUUCAAUCGGACAAAAGGCUUUUACUGUUUAAAGGAACAAGGCCACGAACGCUGCCUACACGAAUCGAAGGGACGGACACAUCCAAACGUGGCCCCCGAAAUCCUGCAGAAAUUAUGCAAAUACUUUCAGGAACCAAACAGGAAGUUCUUUGAGCUGGUAGGAAGAACAUUUGAUUGGAAGUGAGAACAUGCGUAUAAUCGUGUGUUUUAGGAUUGUGUAAAGCUCAUGCGAACAGAUGAGGUUGGGAAAAAGUUAAUUUUUCUGCAAAUGUAAACAGUUCUUUAAACUUAUCGGAAGAAUGUUUGUGAAAUACUGUGAACACUUGCCAUGUUUAUUACAAAGCAGGCUGUGAGAAUAGUGUUUGGGGAGAAAGUCUGACUGAGUGAGAAAGCAGCUGAAAUCCUGUCAAAUCCAUGCUAGUAUUUGAUGACUUAUCAAACAAAAAUGGUUUGAUGUCACAACAACAGAUGACUGACUCGUUGUGUUCUUCUACCGGUUACUGAAGGAUGUAGGAUGUAGACGUAGAAGAAGCGACUCAUAAGCAAAUAAAAAUUGCACAAAUAUUAUGAUGUAUUGUGUAAAUCUGUUGAAACAAAAGGGAAGUUUUGCCAGAGAUGAAGAACAUUUAUUUAUUUAACCUGGGCUUGAUAGUUGUAGUACAACAGUAUUCAUUACAGAAGAAAAUGGCAUUCACACACACACACAUACACACACAUCUCGCUAAAUGAUCAACAGGUGGUUAUUUAAAUCUGAAAGGAAAUAAAUUCAACUGAAAGUAGGCCAUGAACACAGAAUGAAAAAAAAACUGUGCGCACCACCACCCCAACCACACACACAUACAUGCACACACAAAGAGCGCUAAAUAGGGCUGAAAUUAACACCUUGUAUUUUAGUGUUUUUUUUUAAAACCAUGCUGGAAAAUAACACCUUGUUUUCUUUUCUAUUUUUUCUUUUGUUUUGUUUUACGAUUAAAUGUGCCGUUCCAUUUAGCGGUAUAACUGUGCAUUUGCACUAGAUCAAAAUUACAGCAGUUAUGAAAACGAUGCCACACAAAAAUGUGUAUGUUUAACAAUGUCGUUGUUGCUUUUGGUUCAUUUUAUUUACAUCUCACAACACUGUAUUUUAGUGUAUUGUUUAAAAAAACAUGGGAAGCCAACUACAGUACAAUAAUAAUUAAUAAUAAAACUAAUAAUUGCUAAA